UAACAACGUAGCAAUUGAUCACUCACUUGUUACUCAAGACAAUAGAACCUCAAAGAGGAAUUUAAUUCCAGAACAGAGGCGUGACCUUACUCGAAUGUCCUUCUUAGAGAAAAUGUCUACUUCAGAUUUGAUGGAGAACCUUAGGGAAGAACUGACCUGUUUCAUCUGCUUGGACUAUUUCACCAGCCCAGUGACCACUGAAUGUGGACACAGCUUUUGCCUGGUGUGUCUCCUGAGGAGCUGGGAGCAACAUAACACUCCUUUAUCUUGUCCUGAGUGCUGGAGGACCUUGGAGGCCCCUCACUUCCAGCCCAAUGAGCGUUUGGGGAGGCUGGCUGGCAUCGGCAAGCAACUCAGGUCCCAGGUGCUGCAGAGUGAGGACCAACAAGGCCCCUAUGGGAGAAUGCUGGCGGCCACUAUGAUGUACCCUGAGGAUGAUGAGGGUGUAAACGCUUUCUCAACUGAAUGUCAUGGAAUAAACAGAAUGUCUCUCUCCAGUGAGGCUGAGGAGCAUCACAAAGAGAAACUCCAGGAAAUCCUAAAUCUUUUGUGUAAAAAGAAAAAGGAAACUCAGGUUAUGUUAACCCACGAGAAGGAGAGAGUGAUACUGUGUAAGGAAGAGACAAAGAAUUGUAAACAGGUUGUUGUGUCCGAAUAUGUGAAAAUGCACCAGUUCCUGAAAGAGGAGGAGCAGCUGCAUGUGCAGCUGCUGGAAAAGGAGGAGAGAGAGAACCUGAAGAAACUGAGGGACAAUGAGAUCAAGCUGACCCAGCAAGUAAGGGGCCUGAGCAAAAUGAUUGGUCAGAUAGAGUCCGUGUGUCAGAACUCCAGUACAGCAUCUUUAGAGGAGAUGAAAGAAGCACUGGAAAGGAGUGAGCCACUGUUGCUUCAGUGUCCAGAGCCCACCAGCACAGAGCUGAGUCUGUGUCGCAUUACCGGAAUGAGGGAGAUGCUAAGAAAAUUCCACGCAGAUAUAACUCUGGAUCCAGACACAGCCAACGCCUAUCUUGUCUUGUCUGAGGAUCUGAAAAGUGUGAGAUAUGGAGGGAUCCGACAGAAGCUACCUGACAACCCAGAGAGAUUUGACCAGUCUGCAGCUGUGUUGGGUGCUCAGAGCUUCACCUGUGGGAGACACUACUGGGAGGUGGAAGUUGGAAACAAGACGGAGUGGGAAGUGGGCAUCUGUAAGGACUCCGUGAGCAGAAAGGGGAAUCUCCCCAAGCCACCCGGAGACCUCUUCUCACUUAUAGGCUUAAAAAUUGGAGAUGAUUAUAGCCUUUGGGUCUCAUCACCUUUAAAAGGUCAGCAUGUCAGAGAGCCUGUGCAAAAGGUCGGUGUGUUCUUAGACUAUGAGUCUGGACACAUAGCAUUCUACAAUGUGACAGACGAGUCUCUCAUCUACAGCUUCCCUCCAGAAUCCUUCGAAGAGGCCCUCAGACCUAUAUUUUCCCCUUGCCUCCCAAAUGAAGGGACGAACACAGGCCCCCUCACCAUCUGCUCACUGAGUAGCUAUGUCUGAGGGAGAUGCCCCUGAGUCUCCUCUGAGAAUGAGGUCUAAGACCAACAGAUGACUAUUCAUUAAGAUGACAAAUGUGUUGAUAGUAUUGACAUCAGGUGAUCUAAAAGUAAAGCUCCCCACCCCCAAAGAGUUUCCAUUGACUUGAGCCUACAAUGAACAGCCCAAUUGGACCAUCAACUUCUAACACAAAUAGGAGAAGGCCAAUCCUAUCCCGUGUCUUUAACUAAAUUUAUCAUCUAGACUGUCCCAUGUAUGCGCCGAUCACAAAACAUGUAGAGUUAGAACUAGCCCCUAUUGCCCUGAAUCCCACGGCCAUAGGCCAGUUUUAUAAAUAUAUAUCAUUUUUUUCAA
This is a messenger RNA of Eptesicus fuscus (big brown bat), 1870 nucleotides long. RefSeq names its product tripartite motif family like 1 (gene TRIML1). NCBI's taxonomy places the organism in Eukaryota, Metazoa, Chordata, Mammalia, Chiroptera, Vespertilionidae. Gene Ontology annotation, molecular function: protein binding. The record is from RefSeq and is a predicted model, not a curated record. The transcript is spliced from 6 exons. The coding region runs from base 95 to 1519 and encodes 474 amino acids.